AUGUUGCCCUCGGUAGCACCGUUUCCGCCUGUUCAACCACAUCACCACCUUAAUCACCACCACGGUACCGACGCCGUUGAUGUCCCUUACGACUUUAAUCUCACGACCUCCUUCCCCGCAACGUUAAACCGCACCGAUACGAACUCAUUAUCGUCCUAUCAGUCGGUACCUCGAAGUCGAUUACAGUACCAUCCCGUUCAACGCCUCGGAGUUCCCGAUGCCGCGGCCCAGAUCUCCGGUUCUAAAAGCGCUGGUGAGCAUGCCUUGAGGAGAAAGACACCCAAUGGAACUCUUGCAGCUGGAUACGAUGGAACCCCCGGGGAUACAACGAUUCAGCCUCCGGCAACCAAACAUAUUCUAGUGUCGCCCUUGGAAUCUGCUCAGUUGGUGCCCCCGCAGACUGGGUUUUCGAUGGACACCUGGGGGCAACCUUCAUUGGAUCAAUCAUCAUCCGCGAAACACAUGAACUUCCCGCCGGUCUACAAGAACGAUUCGAACCGGGCCAAUGCUCCUCCUGCGGAUAUGCUUCACGGUCCGACUGGGGCCAGUUGGAUUCGCUCUUUGAACUAUGCACCCGGAGUGGACUCGAUGCUCAAUCAAUCAUUGCCAAUGCAGCCCUCCCAGCAACGGUUCUACUGGCAGAAUGGCUCUUAUGUCCCCACCGUUCUUCCGGCAACCCUCCAGCCAUGCGGUGGUCCCACGGCCUCGGCGGGUACCGGACCAUAUGGUCCCUACUGGCCCGAUGGUGUCUAUAUUCCCUAUCGCCCUGUGGCUUUCAGAGAGCCACGCUAUAACUCACCCAAUCCAUUCUCUAAACAGCUCACCCCUGCUAAUCUCCAGUUCUUCGACGCGGGGCAACCUCAAUUUAACCGAACAUCUAUACCCUCGAAUAACCAUGCUGAUUUGGGCGUGGCUUGGAAUCAACCUCCGCUAGGAAUGCUCAAUCAUGACACGCCGGUGAAGAACAACUUUCCUCCUCGACACUCAGAUCACAAGCCUCUCGAUCUCUCGCAGCGCAUCCUUCCUUUACACACGCGGCAGAAUACCAUCAGCGCCGGAUACUCGUCGCGCCAGCAUAAUCACGAAACAAUCCCCUCAUGGCAGGGCAGCUCGACCGGGCAAGGGUUUCAGAAUGCAGGCCCUACUCCUCAUGCGCGUGCGGCGAAUGUGGAAUUCAAGGAAAAGGUUUUGUCAUGGGCUCAUAGUGUCUAUGUUGAUCUUCUGGCAUCUAUCCACCAGGCGCGACGAAAUAGCAUGUCGUCAGCCGGCGGUGAUAUCCAAAACCAGCGCCUUCUAAAACCUAGCAUUUAUCCCAAGCCACCGCGUCAGCCUGGACUCGAUUUCUCACAUUCCAGUGCCCCGGAAGUUACUCGUCACAACAGCUACCCCUCGAGCCAGUACGACCUUCACCAUGUGCAAAAGUCCAACUUCUCGAACGGUGGGGGUAAUGACACCUAUCGUCAACCCGGUCGCCUCUCGCUCGCCAAUACCCAACAAGCAGCAACAUCGGACGCCCAGAUGCUGGACCGACUUCGCCAUACGGGGAGGUUUGCGACGUCGUUUUCUCGCCUUCCCGUCGCACCCUUCGGGAAUGAGUCUUCCGCGACAGCAAAUGCCAUCUCGUCUUUGGAGAUGCUUUCCCAUCUUUGCAUGGAGAGUAAUUGGGAAUGGAUCGAUGGAAUGCUGCUUGGAGGGUGUCUUGCCUACGGCCUUGGCGAUUACCAUAAGGCGACGAGGUGGUACACUAGAAUAAUAAACAGGGAUUCAACGCAUGUCGAGGCCAUAUCAAAUCUAGCGGCCACGCUUUUGGCAUUGGAUCGUCGCGAGGAGGCACUCCAACAUUGGCUCCGUGCAGUGAAACUUCGCCCAAGCUUUUUUGAGGCUGUCGAGCACCUGAUUGGCCUCUUAUGUGGUAGCCAUCGUGGCAAAGAAGCUGUCAACAUCAUCGAGUUCGUGCAGAACUCUCUGCGGUGCCCUAAGAAUGGAGAUUGUUUCACCACCGAUGAACAUGCUAGCGAGACCGAGAGCGACGCAGAUAGCAGAGCAUCGAGCACCUCGGAUCUUGGCUCCUACGAAAAAGCAUCAUUCGAUUACGACGAUGAUUUAGGUCACUCGGCGUCUGCCACUCAUCGUUCGACAGAGCCCAAAUCCCCUGGCUUUGGCUCCAGCGGCUACGCCAUACCUGGCUGCGACAACGGUCGAAUGCUUGCGCUUAUUCAUGCAAAGGGCAACAUGCUCUAUGCACUAGGAGAUAAUGCCGCGGCCGCGGCUGCUUUCGAAGAUGCCAUUCUAGUUGCAGCCGGGCGAAGACGCCAUGGCAUCCAAAGUCUGAUCAAACAAAUCUUUGCCGCUUUCUCCCAAGAUUCGCCUCAAGGGUAUCCUGCACCCGAGCAGCCCAAUUCUUCCGAAACCAUCCUUCUCUAUCCCGAUAAGGCUUUGCAGACUUCGAAGCUAGUAUUUGUGCCUUGCGGGACUCCUCCGGGCAUAAAGUACGUUGCAGAGGGCUUGGCACGGAAGGCAGCCGUAUCCACCACGAGCAACUCACUGCUCUCCUUGGCCAAGAUAUAUCAGGAUGGUAUGUCUAACAUUUCAUCCUCGGGUGCUCCUAGGACGGCACCGGGCGUUCGGGACAUUCUCGCCCUCUACUACCUCUCUCUUUCUCUUCAGCCCAGCCCGUCAACCGCAAACAAUGUCGGUAUAUUGCUUGCUGGUAUCCAGAACAAUGCCGCAAAGAAAGGAUUCUCUCGAUCCAGCGGAGAGAUGCAGCAUCCUGAAAUACCUGGCGUGAUUCCUGGCAGUGGUAUCUCACUGGCAUUGGCAUACUACAAUUAUGGUUUACACCUGGACUCGCGUCAUGCUCACCUUUAUACGAAUCUUGGUAGUCUGCUCAAGGAUAUUGGCCAGCUUCAGGCCGCCAUUCGAAUGUACGAACAGGCCGUGCAAUGUGAUGGUAACUUUGACAUUGCCCUGGCGAACUUGGCAAAUGCUGUCAAGGAUGCCGGUAAGGUCAAUGAUGCUAUCUCAUACUACAAGCGGGCGGUCAAGGUAAAUCCCGAUUUUGCCGAAGCCGUCUGUGGGCUGGCAAAUGCUUUGAAUUCGGUCUGCAAUUGGGCCGGUCGAGGGGGCGUUGUUAACAGCUAUGGAUUCCGAGACCGGUGGCACGUCGACGAGCAAGGAAUGCUCCGAGAUGCGUACAGCAACGAAACAGGUUGGAUCAAGCGUGUCGUUGACAUCGUCGACCGACAACUUGGAGAAGGCGAGACCUGGGGCCGGGGCUUACUUACACCCAGUACCAUCGCGCAAUUGUGUGCGCAGCUGACACCCGCGCUGGAGAGUCGGCGGUUCGCGUCCGAGACCAUGUCCUCUAUCCUCCAGUCCUGGGCUGGGGAGAAAUGGGAAGGUUCAAGAAUUGUUAAGCUGGUGGAGCGCGCUACCAGGUCAAUCACUUGGCAGUGGUACCAGGAUCUCUACGUCAGCCGCAAGGAAUACCCUCUGUCCAAGUAUAGACGCCCUCAGCUGCCCCCGGGACUAACGGCUCCCAAUGCUCCCACCGUCUUGCCUUUCCACACAUUCACCUGUCCUCUUUCAGCCAAACAGAUUCGACAAAUCUCGCAGCGGAACGGACUCCGUAUAUCCUCUUCAACUUUGAGGUCCCCCUGGCUACCGGGCACCGUCUAUCCGCCGCCGCCGCCGCCAAAUCCGUAUCUCAAGGUUGGAUAUGUGUCUUCGGAUUUCAACAACCACCCUCUUGCUCAUUUGAUGCAAUCUGUGUUUGGGCUGCACAACCCUUCUAGAGUCAAAGCAUACUGUUACGCCACCACCGCAAGUGACAAAUCGAUUCAUCGCCAACAGAUCGAGAAGGAAGCGCCGGUGUUCUACGAUGCUAGCGGUUGGCCGGUCGACCGACUGGUGAAGCAAAUCGUCGCAGACGGAAUCCACAUCCUCAUCAAUCUAAACGGUUACACUCGAGGCGCCCGAAAUGAGGUCUUCGCAGCACGCCCUGCGCCAAUUCAUAUGUCGUUCAUGGGCUUCGCCGGGACCCUCGGUGCUGAAUGGUGUGAUUAUAUCCUUGCAGACAGUAUCUCCAUACCGCCUGAGACGCUUUCUCCCGGCCGACGCCACGCACGCAUCGACGACCGACUGUUAGAGGAAGACCAUGGUGAGGAUCUUGAGGAUUGGGUUUACGGCGAGAAAAUCGUCUUCACCCGUUCGACAUUCUUCUGCUGCGAUCAUCGACAAAGUGCUCCCGACAGUCAAGACGGGCCCCUCUCCUGGGAGCAGGAACAAGAAAAAAGAUGGCGCAUGCGCAAGGAGUUGUUCCCCAACCUGAGCGACGACGCGAUCAUUCUGGGUAACUUCAAUCAACUAUACAAGAUUGAACCCACGACUUUCCGUACCUGGCUGCGUAUAUUGGCAAGGAUUCCGAAUGCCGUUCUUUGGCUCCUGAGAUUUCCGGACCUUGGUGAGCAGAAUCUCAAAGAAACGGCAAUUGCUUGGGCCGGGGAAGAGACCGCGUCGCGGAUCAUCUUUACGGACGUUGCACCGAAGAACACCCACAUCUCUCGGGCCAAAAUCCUAGAUCUCUUCCUCGAUACCCCUGAGUGCAAUGCGCACACGACAGCGACGGAUGUCUUGUGGAGUGGGACCCCAAUCUUGACGCUCCCUCGUUACAAAUACAAAAUGUGUUCUCGCAUGGCAAGCAGCAUCUUGAACAGUGCCUUGCCCAACUCGGAUGAUGGCCGAAAAGCCCGGGAGGAGCUGAUCGCCACGUCAGACGAUGAUUAUGAAAGCAAGGCUGUCCGCCUGUGUCUGGACUUGCAAUAUGAGUCCCGCGGACACGGCCGUGCCCGAGGCAGGCUGUCGGACAUCCGCAAAAUGUUAUACCAUGGGAGAUGGACCAACAAACUCUUUGAUACCACUCGUUGGGUCCAUGACUUAGAAGAUGCUUACGAACAAGUUUGGAAAGGGUGGGUGAAUGGCGAAGAAGGUGAUAUAUGGUUAUGA
Molecule: messenger RNA, 5004 nt
Organism: Aspergillus melleus
Lineage: Eukaryota; Fungi; Ascomycota; Eurotiomycetes; Eurotiales; Aspergillaceae
Product: UDP-N-acetylglucosaminyltransferase
Exons: 3
Coding region: 1-5004 (1667 amino acids)
Biological process (GO): protein O-linked glycosylation
Molecular function (GO): protein binding; glycosyltransferase activity
Source: RefSeq, a predicted model, not a curated record